AUGACUGAGGAUCAAGGAGUUCAAAUUCUUAAGAAGAGGACCUUUAGGACCUUUAAGUAUCGCGGGUAUGAAUUGGAGAAGCUCAUGGAACUCCCAAUUGAGCAGUUGAUAGAGUUGCUUCCUGCCAGACAGAGGAGAAGGUUUAGCCGAGGUGUUAAGAGGCAGUCCAUCACCCUCCUCAACAAGCUCAGAGCUGCCAAGAAGGACGUCCCCUACGGCCAGAAGCCUGAACCCGUAAAAACACACUUACGUGACAUGAUCAUAAUCCCAGAGAUGAUUGGCUCCAUAGUUGGUGUUUACAACGGGAAGCAGUACAUCAACGUCGAGAUUAAGCCUGAGAUGGUCGGCUACUAUCUCGGCGAGUUCUCCAUAACCUACAAGCCUGUGAGGCACGGCAAGCCCGGAAUUGGCGCUACUCACUCUUCAAGGUUCAUCCCAUUGAAGUAA
This is a messenger RNA of Theileria orientalis strain Shintoku, 447 nucleotides long. RefSeq names its product 40S ribosomal protein S15. The transcript is spliced from 3 exons. Gene Ontology annotation, biological process: translation; ribosomal small subunit assembly. Gene Ontology annotation, cellular component: ribosome; cytosolic small ribosomal subunit. The record is from RefSeq and is a predicted model, not a curated record. Lineage: Eukaryota; Apicomplexa; Aconoidasida; Piroplasmida; Theileriidae. Bases 1 to 447 code for a protein of 148 amino acids. Gene Ontology annotation, molecular function: RNA binding; structural constituent of ribosome.